Pelobates cultripes (western spadefoot toad) is the source of this 12772-nucleotide messenger RNA. Lineage: Eukaryota; Metazoa; Chordata; Amphibia; Anura; Pelobatidae. The record is from the annotation of a GenBank genome assembly.
GGGAUUCUGGGUAAUGUCAGUAUGGAGAUCAUCUACCUGCUGGCUGGAGAGGUGAGGGAUUCUGGGUAAUGUCAGUAUGGAGAUCAUUUACCUGCUGACUGGAGAGGUGAGGGAUUCUGGGUAAUGUCAGUAUGGAGAUCAUCUACCUGCUGACUGGAGAGGUGAGGGAUUCUGGGUAAUGUCAGCAUGGAGAUCAUCUACCUGCUGACUGGAGAGGUGAGGGAUUCUGGGUAAUGUCAUUAUGGAGAUCAUCUACCUGCUGACUGGAGAGGUGAGGGAUUCUGGGUAAUGUCAGUCUGGAGAUCAUCUGCCUGCUGACUGGAGAGGUGAGGGAUUCUGGGUAAUGUCAGUCUGGAGAUCAUCUGCCUGCUGACUGGAGAGGUGAGGGAUUCUGGGUAAUGUCAGUAUGGAGAUCAGCUACCUGCUGACUGGAGAGGUGAGGGAUUCUGGGUAAUGUCAUUAUGGAGAUCAUCUACCUGCUGACUGGAGAGGUGAGGGAUUCUGGGUAAUGUCAGUAUGGAGAUCAUCUACCUGCUGACUGGAGAGGUGAGGGAUUCUGGGUAAUGUCACCAUGGAGAUCAUCUACCUGCUGGCUGGAGAGGUGAGGGAUUCUGGGUAAUGUCAGCAUGGAGAUCAUCUACCUGCUGGCUGGAGAGGUGAGGGAUUCUGGGUAAUGUCAGCAUGGAGAUCAUCUACCUGCUGACUGGAGAGGUGAGGGAUUCUGGGUAAUGUCAGUAUGGAGAUCAUCUACCUGCUGACUGGAGAGGUGAGGGAUUCUGGGUAAUGUCACCAUGGAGAUCAUCUACCUGCUGGCUGGAGAGGUGAGGGAUUCUGGGUAAUGUCACCAUGGAGAUCAUCUACCUACUGGCUGGAGAGGUGAGGGAUUCUGGGUAAUGUCAGUAUGGAGAUCAUCUACCUGCUGACUGGAGAGGUGAGGGAUUCUGGGUAAUGUCAGUAUGGAGAUCAUCUACCUGCUGACUGGAGAGGUGAGGGAUUCUGGGUAAUGUCAUUAUGGAGAUCAUCUACCUGCUGCCUGGAGAGGUGAGGGAUUCUGGGUAAUGUCAUUAUGGAGAUCAUCUACCUGCUGACUGGAGAGGUGAGGGAUUCUGGGUAAUGUCAAUAUGGAGAUCAUCUACCUGCUGGCUGGAGAGGUGAGGGAUUCUGGGUAAUGUCAGUCUGGAGAUCAUCUACCUGCUGACUGGAGAGGUGAGGGAUUCUGGGUAAUGUCAUUAUGGAGAUCAUCUACCUGCUGGCUGGAGAGGUGAGGGAUUCUGGGUAAUGUCAUUAUGGAGAUCAUCUACCUGAUGACUGGAGAGGUGAGGGAUUCUGGGUAAUGUCAGUAUGGAGAUCAUCUACCUGCUGACUGGAGAGGUGAGGGAUUCUGGGUAAUGUCAGUAUGGAGAUCAUCUACCUGCUGACUGGAGAGGUGAGGGAUUCUGGGUAAUGUCAUUAUGGAGAUCAUCUACCUGCUGGCUGGAGAGGUGAGGGAUUCUCGGUAAUGUCAGUAUGGAGAUCAUCUACCUGCUGACAGGAGAGGUGAGAGAUUCUGGGUAAUAUCAGUCUGGAGAUCAUCUACCUGCUGACAGGAGAGGUGAGAGAUUCUGGGUAAUAUCAGUCUGGAGAUCAUCUACCUGCUGACUGGAGAGGUGAGGGAUUCUGGGUAAUGUCAGUAUGGAGAUCAUCUACCUGCUGACUGGAGAGGUGAGGGAUUCUGGGUAAUGUCAGUAUGGAGAUCAUCUACCUGCUGGCUGGAGAGGUGAGGGAUUCUGGGUAAUGUCAGUAUGGAGAUCAUCUACCUGCUGGCUGGAGAGGUGAGGGAUUCUGGGUAAUGUCAGUAUGGAGAUCAUCUACCUGCUGACUGGAGAGGUGAGAGAUGUUUAGAAGUUUGCAUAAUUCCCUAGCACUAUCUAGUAAUAUUUUAACAUUAAGAUGUUUUCAUAUUCUUAAAUCAUUUGGAAAGCUUAAAUUGAGGCCCAAGGUAUUUAUAAAAUUUGGUUGACAAAAGCAGCUAACUAAUUGAUGGACUUUACCCAAAGAAAAUAGAAAGUAUUUUUUUUUCUCCCAAGUGAUUUGUGUUAUUGUCUCACAAUGUAGCAUUAUGUCCUUGUCAAGAAAUUCAGUGACCGUAUCACACAGAACAGCAUUCCAUGUGUAUCCGAAGAAUCCUGCAGGACCCAGCUCCCCAACACGGUGCCCCCACCUCGCUCCCUGAUCCAUGAGAGAAACCAUGAUCAGAAGAUCCUGGAACUGACCAAUCAGAUCAUUGAGCUGCUGACCAGAGAGGUGAGGCUGCUGGGAAUGGGACAUUAUAUAGUAUAACCAAGGGAUGUGUCUGGAUGGUGACUGUGUCAUUGUGUGUAUCAGGUUCCUAUAAGGUGUGAGGAUGUCACUGUCUAUUUCUCCAUGCAGGAGUGGGACUAUAUAGACGGACAGACGGAUGUGAUGAUGGAGAAUCGGCAGAAAUGUAUCUCUCUUGGUAAUUGCAUGUUUUAAAUAGGAAACACAAUCACUUCAACAAAUAUCUGCUACAAAUGUGUAGUGGGCAUUCAUGUCUCGCAGACACACACAUUUUUGUCACAUUAUUGUGACCAUAUUUUGUUAUCCAAAUUCUACACAAAAAAAAUUUCUGUAUGUCAUCAAUAAGUACUAAAGCAAUUUGCUGUACAGAUGUAAUAUGCCUAAUUGACACUUUCAGUCUACAUGUGGCUGCCUUGCCAAUUAUUCAAGGAAUGAUAAAUUCCCUCUCCUUCCAAAUUAUUAUUAUUAUUGUUAUUAGUAACAGCAUUUUCUGCAGUGCAGUUAUACAGUGUGGGUUUUUCACAACCAGCAAUUGGCAGAAAAAGUUAUGUUGCCAGAUAUAGGGGGUGAGGAAGGUCCUGCUCAAAUGAGCUAUUAACAUGUUGUUCAUUUUAUGGAAUGUGUGAUCGACUCAUACAUACAAAGUUAGAUAAAAAUAACAAAUGUAAUAAUAGAUUCAACUGGUUAUUUUUAUAGUCUAAUUGUGAACAACUCAUUAAUGGGACACUAUAGGCACCCAGGCCACUUCCAGUAAAAUGCCUACAUGCACAUUAGGCGCCCCUGUCAGGUGACAUCGGAGGAGGUGGAGCGCCGACCCAGCACCAAAGGACAUUGGUGCUGGAAUCGGGUAAGUGACUAAAUGUUGUUGUUUUUUUAACCCUUUACAUGCCAGAUAAAGAAGGUAUGAGGAAGGGAGGAACUAGAUGACUUGAUACAUGUUUGUAUUCCUAAGACUACAGAUUACCUGUGACCAAACCCCUGUUUUGUCGAUAUACGUGCCCUUUUUUCCAUAUGCCGUUCGUGCAUUUAGCCCUAUUUAUCCCUUUUAUUUUACCGAAUAAACAAACAGCCAGACCACACGCAAUGGGAGUGUGCAGCCUGUGAACCUCCCAGAAGCUGUGGUUAACCGCAACUAAUCGACGAAUGGCUGGGUGGUCACGUUUGUAUGAACGAAGACACGGCGGCGGCCAUCUUAAACUGUCGAACGCCCAGCAGUGUUUGGUCGUCGACUGCAUGGAAUUGUUUUCAGUCACUGUUUCAUACGAACACCGCUUGGAUCUCCAAACUUCCAUCUCUUCGUUUCAGUUCAUACAAACGCCACACCGUUCGGUAACUUAAUAACUCACAAACUAGACCGACCCUGAUAGCAAAAAGCCAUGGAACUAAUUCUGAACAGAUUUAUGCCGAACGGUCUGUGAAAAUCCUUUAACCAUUUAAUUCGACUGUGUUCAGGGGAUCUGAGUGCUGUUCGGAAAUAUUGAGCGCUCUGAUCCAAGCUAUCUCGGGAUAUGUCUAAUGUGGGGGUCCAGUUAGGUGAAAUAUGAGUUAUGUAUAUCUUUUUUUAAAUUUUUAUUUAUUUAUUUUUUCAUCUUGACAAAAGUAGCAAUAUAACAUUCCCAACAUGGCUUGUGCAAAAGCCCAUUAAUUUGUAACACAUAUAAACAAUGUCAGACUUAUGAAAAACUUAUGCAUUACAUCUUGUACAUUGGGGUUUAGCUUUUCCAGCUACUUGUCAAGGGUUUUUUCGUUUAGCAAUAACAUUGGUAUUGUGUGAUCGUCUCGUCCCAGGUGUUACAUUUUCGUAAAACACAAUAGUGGUGUAUAGCUUUGUGGGAUUUUUCAUCCUUUGUGUAAUCCCGUUACUCUGUGUCCCGGUUUAAUAGGACGAGUUCUGGUCCCAACAAGCUAACAGUGGUUAGCGUGCACUAUACCUAACUCUAACGGUAAUUAACAUACAGCCUUCUGAGUCAAGUAACAUACAAUAUUUUAAGGUAGUGGUUUUGGUCGGGAGGGAACUCUGUCUCUCGUCCCUUGUGGUGUGACCCUGGACCCGCCAGGGGUUAUCUAAUUCGCUAGAAAGCAGGGUUCGGUUCCCAGGUUCCCCUCCGAUAUUGUGAAUGAAAGAGAGAAAAGGAGGGGGAUGGUGGGGGGGGGGUGGGAGGAGGGAGGGGUAAGGUAUGUGUAUACGUCAGUUCAGCGUGUUGUGGGGCUCUGCGGUUUAAGUCCGUCUCUUCUGGGGUCCCAAUCUAGAACCUUCCCUAGCCUCAGGGGGGUUGAUGACUUAUGUGUUUUUUUACAUUUAUAACUUGGAAAUAUUUUCUGUACCUGGAGAUAAUUGUUUACUACGGCCACUUAACUCCAUUAUCUCCAGGAUAGAGAGGAGGGAUUUUUACGGUUUCUGUACUUUGAUUGGCUACUGCAAAUUGUGUUCCAGUCCUCCACAAGGUCCAUGUGGGAGUAUCCCUUGCUGGAGGACUUGCAUAAAAGGCCAAGGUGUGGCCAUCAUUAAACAGAUCGUUUUACCCCUUCAUGAAGUCUUGGCUAAUGUUUGUGCAGGAUUGGGAGCUAUAAUUCACUACACCUUCUGCUACACUUGGAUUUCGGGAGAUUCUGCACGGACAUACUCAGCUUGAGUAUAGGGGAUCCAUUACAUUCCCAUUAAACAAUAGGCACAUAAACAUAGUUUGAUUCGUUGACAUGACAGAUUAGUAAUAAUACAUUAUAUGCCCUGUAACAGAACUCCCUGUACUCCGACCGAGUACCUUCCGUUGAUGGACGCUUCCUAGCUUGCGUCGAGGACCACAAGCACUGCAUCGGACACCACAACCACCGCAGACUCCACAUCCGCCAUAGCUUAACUCGAGUCUCGCCGUCUUCCACCCUGGAUCAGCCUCUGUCCUCCAGGACCGUGUGGGAAAGACCUCUUCCUUCCACCCUGUAUGAACCUCCAGCAUCCAGGACUGUGUGGGGAAGACCUCUCCUCCAGGAGAGUGUAUCAGGAACAGCUCUUAGAAGAGCUAAGUGAUUAAAAGCUCAAGGGAGUAUGCAGAGCAUAGCAAUCCCCAGUGUAAUAUAGCAGUUCCCUCCAGUCACGAGACAAGACUACGUUUUAAGGGUCAAGAAGAUCUGUUUUACUUGGCACCAAAGGGCCUUCUUUUAUGCAGGUUUUACAGAUACAGUACCGCCCACAGGAUUUUGUAAAAUAACCAAUAAAGCACGUAACAUACAGUAAAAUCACACCCAUUCACUCCCACAUAAUCCUCCACACUGCAUGUGAUAUAAUUACUGCACACAAUGGGUUAAUGUAAAAAUACUUUUUACACAUACACUGUAACUUUAAAAAUAUACAUCCAAUCGUCACAAAAACAUUUUCAGAACUAGCAUACUAUAAAUAUAAACAUAACCAAAAUUCAGUCAAAUCCGUCCAGUACUUAAAAAGUUAGCUGGAAGUCCUUCAUGACCGACCUCAGGCACUUUUUCAUGCCCAAAACAGUUCCAUGGAUUUGGGCUGUGUUUGGUAUAAAAUCAGCUAUACACGAAACCCUCUUUGUUAGAUGGAUAUUUUGUCGGAGCCACACCCUCUUUGAUAGACAGGAUCCUGGGAAUCAAUCAAGAAGACAAGAGACGUGUUCAAUAACCAAUUCAAAUUUUAUUCAUACGUCAGCUAUGUUUAUACCCCGUUUUCAUGUCGGUAGGGGCCAUGCAUUAAUGACAUUGUUUUUCACAAGUUAUGAACAGCUGUUUCUAGUUAUAAUUCUGCGUUAUAUAACGUAUCCAUAUUGGAUAAAAAAAACAGAUGUUUACAAAUACUGAAAUCUUGGACAAUUAACAAAAACAUCUCAAAAUCAUUGUCCAAGAAAAUUUCCCAUAAAUAGGAUUUUAGAUACAUUUUAUUUCCGAGAAUCGGAGAUACAAUUCCAAAUUUAUUCUUGGUUCAAAUUAACCCUUAUAUGAACAGCUAGGAUAUUAAGCAAAAUGGAUAUUCGUAUCCUACAGGCUGUGCAGUCGGUCUAUUUUACACUGAAAAAAGUCCCAUUCGAACGAGCUUUCUUCCAAUGGGACUUAGUCUCCAGCCGCAGUGUCUAAGUGCAGGAGAAGGUAGAGGUCAGCGGUGUUCGUUGAAAUGUGUAGCCGAUUUCAGUUCCAUGGAUUUGGCUACACAUACCACUGACCUCGUUCGAAUGAACAAAGAUGGCCGCCGCCACAUGUUCGUUUGCACGAAUGGCGGCCCCCCAGCGGUCGGCAAUUUACCUACAGCAGCCUCCCAGCCUGGGAGGUAAAUUGCCUGCACACUUCCACUUCUGGGUGGCCCGCCUGUGUGGUACUUGGUUCAGUAAGCCCCAUUAACUGAACCAAGUGUAAAUAAGCCAUGAAUAAAGUACUUUAACCAAGUCUGGGGACACAGGCUUAAAGGGGCAGUCCCAAACACGUGUGGGGACACAGUCUUAAAGGGGCAUUGUCCCAAUUUUCCCCAUGUCCCAAAAAUGUGCUUAAAGGGCCAUACACCCCAGGACCAUAGUCACAGGGGAGGAGGCUGGCAAGCAAGCCUCUCCAGGACCAAGUGGCGAAGGGUACUUCGUCAAAUGCCCUGUAACGGAGCUCCCUGUACCCCUGUUCCUAGCUGGAACAGGGGACAAACUGCAGUACUUCUGCCCACAGUCGCCAUGGCUUGACUGGGGCCCUGGAACCGCUCCUUCCUGGAGUCGAAUGGGGAGUUAGCGCUAGACACCCCCAGGCACUGGACGAAACUCAGUCCUGGGAGUGCUAGUCCUUACAAGGACUUUCCCUGUUGAAUCUCCUGCAAGCUGGAACAGCAGACACAGAAGUAAAUCUUCUUUCCCUCCAAUAGCAGGACGACACACAGUUUUGGAGUAUAAGCUGGAAUAGAAUUUUAAUGGUGCCACACUGGGCUUUUAUGCAAGUUUCCCAACAAGGGUGACACCCAGGUGGACCUUGUUGGGCACAGGGAGUCAUACAGUGAAACACUCCCAUACACAAACCAUAGAAUCCCUCCUCUGUGCUUGGGAGAUAAUUGAAUCGGGAACUGUACUAAUUUAGCCCAAUUAUCUCCAAGCACAGAAAAACAUAAAAUUUUAUGAAACCCCAAAAAGUACCUUAAAACCACAUAAAACCCCAUAAAAGUUACAUCCCCUGAUAGUCCCGAUCUGGGUGAACAACAAAUCCAAAAAUCACCCAGUUCGGUUCAGGAAUUUCCUGGAAGUCAUUUAUUUGACUGACCGCAAGUAUGGCCCUAUGGCCCAAACAGUUCCAGAGAAUCAGGGCUUGCGGUCGGUCUAGUUCGGUUGUUUAAAAAUGAACAAACUACCAAACAGAGUCAAUAGUCUUACCUGGAGUUUGUUCCCUUCAUCCAGACGAAUGAUCUCACCGAACAGUGCACUUCUAACUUGUAUAAAACUGAACGCAGGUGAUGAUGGAAGUCCAGUGGUGUUCGGGAGUUUCUGUAUCCAAUUUCAGUUCCAUGAGAUUCAUGCCCAAACACCGCUGCCUGUGAACAAGAUGGCCACCACCUUGUGGUUGUCCAUAGGAAUUGCGGCCACCCAGAUGAACAAUUGGAACACUGCUGUGAAAAACGUUCCAAGUAGUAAAUAAGUGUUAAGCUCCAGGCUGGUCUCUGUUCAUGCGGUUGUUCGGUAAACGAACCAUAUAAUCCCAAUUGCACGAACAGAGACCUUUACAUUAUUUUUCAACAUGGUCCAUAGUCUGUGGGCAGGCUCCCGAAAUCCGAGUAAAUAUGAAGGUGUUGUGAAAUCUAGCUCCCAAUCCCCCAAGCAUGAGCCAAGACUUCAUGAAGGAGUAAAACGAUUUGUUUAUUGAUGGCCACAGCUCUGCCUUUUAUGCAGGUCAUCCAACAAGGGUUACUUCCACUUGUGGAAGACUGUGACAAAAAAUACAGAGACCAAUCAAUUUACAGCAAAAUAUAACACACUCCCACAUGAACAGGAAAAUCCUUCCUCUCUAGCCUGGAGAUAAUUGGGUUAAGUGUCCUGAGCAAACUUAAUUAUCUCCAGGUAGAGAGAAUAUUUCUAUUUUACAAUAGUAACAUAAAUGCAUUAGAAUGUAUAACUUUAUGUUUCCUGAAUGGAACCCCCUCAUUCGACAUAUCCCCAUAUAGCUUGGGUCUGAGCACUCAAUAUAGUCAAACAGCGCUCAGAUCACACGAACACAGUCAAAUCGCCAUGGAGCUAAAGAGUUCUGUUCUCCAACAGUUCGUGUGAAAUAUGACCAGCAAUAGCUCCAUGGAUUGAGCCAUCUGGGGUCGGUCUCUUUCGUGGGUUAAAUAUACCGAACAGCACGGCGUUCAUAUAAUUAGAAGCGAACGAGAUGGAAGUGAGCUGGUCCCAGCGGUGUUCGUGGGAAAUUGUGGCUGAAAAUAGUUCCUCGCGGUUGACGACCAAACAACGCUGGUCGUUCGACAAUUUAAAAUGGCUGCUGCCACAUGUUCGUUCAAACAAACGGCGACAACACAGCCGUUCGACAAAUAUUUGUGGUUAACCGCAGCUCUGGGCGGUUAAUGAGCUGCACACUCCCAGUGUGGGUGACCAGGCUGUUCGACCAUUCCUUCGACCAUUUUCAGUGUUUAUGGCAGUUUGUGCCACCUGUGGCACUAUGAUGGUCAAACAUUUAAUUCCUUGUUAACUCUGAAUCCAAUUAUAGAUAUAGUAACAACACCUCUUAUUUUACACUUGAGUCUGAGAGAUUUGUAUCUUGAUUGUUCUUGUCAGAGCCUCUUUUUGAUUGUGUUAAAUUGAUCCUGAUGUGAGAAGUUUACUUAUUGGUUUGUUGUUUAUAUAAUUAUCACAUACGACAAGCUAUGAUGUAAGGCUUACUUUUCACUACUUCCUGAUCUGCCCUGAACACCGUAUCUACGGUAAAAUGUUACGUAGUUGUGGAGUUUAAUGAACAAGUUCCAAUCUUGAUGUGUCUAUAUAUAAUAUACACAAUUUCAUGUUGUGCACAUGCUUUCAGAUAUAACUAUGUUUUUCAUGCAUAAAACACUUGUUUCCAACAGAUUCACCUGAAUUCAAAAAUGUAUCAGCGGCAUUUCAAGCAGUCGAUUCUGUAAAGGACACAAAUACUGCCACCCAUGACAAGGGGAAAUUAUGGUGUGUUGAAGAGCAUCAAGAAAACCCUAACAUUCCAACAUUCACAUCGCAUAGACAGACAGAAGAUAGAUUGUCUCCUAUUGAGAAGUUUUCAUCCUCAAUUAUUCUUCCACCCACAGAACAUCCACAGACAGAAUAUCCAUCAAAUAUUAAGGAUGAAUCAACCUCCUGUAAAGAAGGAAAUCUCACAGACAUUUCUACAACAACAGAACAAAGACAGACAGAACAUACAUGUACUAUUAAGGAAGAAUCAGCCUCAUGUGGAGAAGGACAUCUCACAGAUUCUGACAUUCAUUUAAUCAAAGAACAUGCGCAGACCGUAUGUACGGCUCCCAACAUUGAAGAAGGAACUUCAACCUCAUGUGAAGAAGGGAAUCUGACAGAAUAUAACCAUCGUGUCUCAGCUUAUAUUAGAGAACAUAAUAAAACCUCUAGCCUCAAAACAAAUGAUAUCUCUCCUCAGAAAGCAUGCACCACUAAGACUUACAGUUGCUCCGAAUGUGAGGAAUACUUCACUAACAGUUCGGAUCUGAUCCAACAUGAGACUAUUCACAGAAGAAAGAUGAUAGUGUGUUCAGAUUGUGGGAAACGUUUUCACUUUAAAUCUCAGCUUCUUAGACAUCAAAGAACACACACGGGGGAGAAACCUUUUUCCUGCCCUGAUUGUGACAAAUGUUUCACACAGUAUUCUCAUUUUGUUCUUCAUAAGAGAACACACACAGGAGAGAAACCAUUUCUCUGCUCUGAAUGCGGGAAAGAUUUUAUUAGCAAUUCACACCUUGUUAGACAUAAGAGGACUCACACUGGAGAAAAGCCCUUUGAGUGUUCUUAUUGCAGAAAAUGCUUUAAUAAUAAAGCAAAUCUUGUUAAACAUUAUCAGAUUCAUACAGGGGAGAAACCCUUUUCAUGUUAUGAAUGUUCAAGAUGUUUCACGCAAAAAUCAGAUCUUAUUAAUCACCUUCGAAUUCACACUGGGGAGAAACCUUAUUCCUGUUCUCUUUGCGGCAAAUGUUUUGGACGUAAGACUACUCUUUAUAGGCAUCUGAGAAUUCAUGUAGGUGCAAAAGCAAUAUCUUUUAUUUGACAUUUGAAUAUGUAUUAUUCUUCUCACCAGUGGAUACAUAAGGAACAUUGCAGAGAUAAAUAUAUUCUCAUUUUCAUGCGGCUUGAAGAGCAUUUGGUACCUGUGCUGAGUGACAGAACUGUAAUUUUGCCAAAUGUAGACAGCGAGGAUGCAGACUGAAUUAUUAAAGAUGUUAUGACACUAAGCAUCAGUAAAGGUCCCCAAGUAUUGCUAUCCUUGUGCCGUGAGAGAAAAAUAAGGAAUUCUAAUAAAAAUUAUGGGUAUGCAUUAACAACUGGCCAAUUCAUAAUAAUAGUUAUUCCGUUGAUAGUUAUGUUUGUUUUGGGGUUUGUUUAUCUUACAGCAGACCAACAAACAAGCUCUACACAGAGAAAUAUGGAGAUAAAUGGCUUAGCCUGGUACACCCUAUAGAGCAGGAAUGAAUUGCUUUGGAGGGAAACCAUCUCAGACUGUUUAGAGGAGACGAUCCUGUUUCACAGGUGGAAACUCUUCUUACCUGUUAUCUGCCAAGCACCAGCAUGUCCUGCUUUGCUAGCCCUGAUCCUGCUUAAGAGCCUCUAGCUUUCUGUAAAAAAAAAAAAAAAAAAGUAGUGGAGGCUGGGAGGCCACCUGGCAGACCCCAGGUAAGAAGUCAAACCAUUCUAGAAUAGUUUCACUACUUAUAAUUCUGGGCGCCACAGCACUACAGUGUGCUGUAAUGGUUAUUGCGCAUGGAGUGUUCCUUUAGCCUGUGUUAUAAAAAAGGAAAAAUACUCAAAAUUAGCAAACUGUCUGUAAGGAGGCAGAUGUCUGCAAUGAAUGUAGUUUAAUAGAGAGAGUUCUCUGUACAUUAAAGGAUCACUAUCGUGUCAUGAAAAUAAAGCAGUUUUCCUGACACUAUAGUGCCCUGAGGGUGCCCCUACCCUCAGGUUCCCCCUUCAGCAGCUUACCUUAAUCCAGCGCCAGGCUCCCUCGGCGCUGGUGACCUCUCCUCCCCCGUCGGCGUCAGCUUUCCCAUGGACGCUCUGCACGAUGGAUGCAAAAUAUGCCUCCAGCGUCGCAGAUGCGCCUCUAGUGGCUGUCCAGAAGACAGCCACUACAGGCUGGAUUAACCCUGCAAUUUAACAUAGCCGUUUCUCUGAAACAGCUAUGUUUACAUGUGAAGGGUUAAAACCUGACGGAUCUGGCACCCAGACCACUUCAUUAAGCUGGAGUGGUCUGGGUGACUAUAGUGUCACUUUAAUAAUAACAGAUCUGUGAUGUUAAAACAGAUAUAUUAAAAUGGUUAAACCUGAUGUAGGAUGUGUUUUAUGCUCUUUUCAUUGUGUGAAGUUUUAUAUAAAAGGUUUUCGUUUGCUAGCUUUAUUUAUUCUUUAAUCGAGAUACUCAUUUCUAAGUUAUAAGCUAUAGGUUAGUAGGCCACAUGUUAUGUACAGAUUAAACAAGGUUUGGAAAAUGAAAUGGCUGCUGUUGUAUUGAUAUUGGAAUCAGGAAGUAUAAUUACAAACCAUGUUUGCUGGAAACGGUGUUAAUGGGUGUUUGCCUCCAGAGCGAAGCACUAGUUGCAUUAGUUGUUCAUCCUCUUCUUUCAAUAUGAAUCCCUUCUUUUUUGACAAAGGCCCUGGUAUGGUUGUAGCACAUAGACAUAUAUAUCAUUCAAAACAUAGUAUAGAGCCGAUGGGUGGCUUUACCCUAACCACCAUGGCCACUUCUGCUUUUAGAAGUGGUUAUGGUGGUAGGAAUCUGUAUGUGCAGCAUUUCUGCUUGAAACUCUGUACAUACAGAGAUGUGUGAAGUUUUUGUUUCUAGAGCACAAGUGCAAGAGGAAGUCUGAAACACCUUUCACCCUGUUGCAGUCAUUUCCAGUCCUACCUGCCUUCCUCCAUUUCUUAUUACUGCUCCCAGGGUAGCGGUGAGAUCAGACAUGGCGUGGAAGGAGGCAGUCAGUGAAAUAAUGUGGUUAGAAUAAAACGCACAGUGCUCCCAGUCUCCAAAGAAAAGUAUUAAAUAAUAUACAUGCUCACAUGGAAACACACACUUAGACACUAUCUUACACAAUAUCACACCAAAAGGUGGCUCUGGCUGCCCUAAUAAUGAAUCCAGAAAGGAGGCACCAGAAUCAUUCCAGGGCAGAUUCAGUCAGUAAACUAGUGAGGUCAGAAUAAAAAUCAUAGUGAAGCAGCUAUCCAAAUUAAAGACUUAAUCUACUCAGAUUGCAAAGUAUUAAAAACAUACACACACAGACACUCACACACUCUCCCAUUUGCAUGGACACACACAGAAGUUA